Molecule: messenger RNA, 3051 nt
Organism: Armigeres subalbatus
Lineage: Eukaryota; Metazoa; Arthropoda; Insecta; Diptera; Culicidae
Exons: 1
Coding region: 1-3051 (1016 amino acids)
Biological process (GO): DNA integration
Molecular function (GO): nucleic acid binding
Source: RefSeq, a predicted model, not a curated record
AUGCUGCUAAAAGGCCCAGAUCUUCUAACAUCAUUGCCAGCGGUAUUGUGUCGUUUCCGCCAGCGACAAGUGGCGAUUGCAGGUGACAUCCGUGAAAUGUAUCACCAAAUAAAGAUUAAAAGAGCGGAUCGUCAAGUACAACGGUUUCUCUACAGGAAUGAUCCAUCGCAGAAGCCAGAUAUAUUCGUGAUGGAUGUAGCUAUUUUUGGUUCCACCUGUUCGCCAUGCUCGGCGAACUACGUAAAGAACACAAAUGCAGAGGAGUGGAAAGAACAACUACCUGAAGCAGCCAAAGCGGUGGUUGAGAACCACUAUGUGGAUGAUUUUCUGGACAGUCGUGACACAGAAGAAGAUUUGGCGAAACUGGCUUUGGAUGUGCGGAAGAUUCAGAGCAAAGCCGGAUUCGAACUGCGAAACUGGCGAUCGAAUUCGUUGAAGGUAUUACAGAUUUUGGGAGAAUGUGCAGCAGAUAUGAGGAAGGAUUUUAACGUCGAUAAAGAUAAGCAUAUUGAGCGCGUCCUGGGGAUGGCAUGGAUUCCCGACGAGGAUGUCUUCGUGUACUCCGUGAAACUGCCGAACGAGUUGGAAUAUUCAGUGUCAACGAAAGUCGUUACGACAAAACGAAGUAUCCUGAGAUUCGUGAUGAGUGUGUUCGAUCCGCUAGGUUUAAUAUCAAAUCUGCUUAUCCAUGGUAAAUUGAUUAUUCAAGACCUAUGGAGGGCUCAAAUUGGAUGGGACGACGCUAUACCAGCUAGCAUCCUGCAGCAAUGGGAACGAUGGAUCGAACUACUCUCUAAAUUAACCCAGAUCAAGAUUUCUCGUUGCUAUUUCCCCAGAUACGACCAGGAUUGUCUACAAACUUUGGAGCUCCAUGUAUUUGUGGAUGCGAGCGAGUCUGCUUACGCAUGUGUUGCCUACUUUCGGAUCAUGGACCGUGGACAUCCGCGAUGCGCAUUGGUAGCAUCGAAAGCUAAAGUAGCUCCUUUAAAGCCGCUGUCAAUCCCACGAUUAGAGCUCCAAGCGGCGGUUAUUGGAAGCCGCAUAGCAAAGUCUAUCGCAGAUUAUCACACACUUCCCAUCAGUCGCAGAUUUCUGUGGAGUGACUCCAGAACCGUCCUUUCAUGGAUAAGUUCAGACGCUAGGAAGUAUCGUCAAUAUGUAGCAGUUCGCAUAGGUGAAAUCUUAGAAGACACACAAGCAGAGGAAUGGCGUUGGAUUCCCACCAAACUCAACGUUGCGGACGAGGCCACAAAAUGGGGUAAAGGUCCAUGUUUCCAUCCCGAUAGCCGUUGGUUUACUGGACCUGAUUUCUUGCUUCGACCGGAGAGUGAAUGGCCACAGCAAAAUGCGCCGUUACCAAAUACUAAUGAAGAAAUUCGUGCUAUCCACAUACAUCGUGUGCAGUUGGUACAACCGUUAAUCGACUGCGAGCGGUUCUCUAAAUGGGAACGAAUGCUCCGCGCUACAGCAUAUAUUUAUUCGUUCGUAGAUCGUUGCGCAAUGGUAGGCAAGCAAGAUGCCAAGCCGGCCGGUGGUAGCAUACAGCAAAAGGAUCUUAUUCGAGCAGAAAGAGCGUUAUGGCGGCUAGCGCAGGCGAAAGAAUUUGCUGAAGAGAAAGUUGUUCUUGAAACAAAUAAAGCGUCGAGCGGAGAGCUACUAAAACUCGAGAAAAGCAGCGUACUUCGUCAAUUAUCUCCAUUUCUGGAUGAUUUCGGGGUCAUUCGCAUGGAAGGCAGGACAGAAGCUUCUAAAUUGGCUACGUAUGACGCGAAGUUUCCAGUAAUCCUUCCUAAAAACCAUCGUGUUACAGAGCUUUUGGUAGACUGGUAUCACAGACGAUUUGGCCACCUCAACAGCGAAACUGUGGUAAAUGAAAUUCGCCAACGGUAUCAUAUUUCCGCUCUUCGAACGGUAGUGCGUAAGGUAUCAAGAAAGUGUCAGUGGUGCACUGUGCAUAAAGCUCGCCCUGUAAUACCGAGGAUGGCUCCUCUACCGGAAGCACGUGUUACUCCAUUCGUCCGACCAUUCUCGUUGGUUGGAAUUGACUAUUUUGGUCCAUAUAUGAUUAAGAUAGGGCGUAGUCAAGUAAAGCGCUGGGUAGCACUCUUUACGUGCUUGGUGAUCAGAGCAGUUCAUCUGGAGGUGGUCGCUUCUCUUUCAACGGAAUCCUGCAAAUUAGCACUGAGACGAUUCAUCGCACGUCGGGGAUCUCCGACACAAAUCUAUACUGACAAUGGAACAAAUUUUGUUGGUGCUAGCCGGGAGCUCGCCAGCCAAAUAAAUGCUAUGAAUAAAGAACUGGCCGAGAGCUUCACUGACACUAAUACGCGUUGGUUCUUCAUCCCACCUUCCUCACCGCACAUGGGCGGUGCGUGGGAGAGGAUGGUAAGAGCAGUUAAAACAGCUAUGGAGUCCAUCAAUCAGUUCCGAGCGCCAUCAGAAGAGGUUUUCCAGACUGUAUUGUGUGAUGCGGAGUCAAUGGUCAACUCAAGACCGCUGACGUACGUGCCUCUGGAGACCUCUGAUCAGGAAGCCUUAACUCCAAAUCAUUUCAUCCUUCUAAGCUCAAAUGGAGUCAAGCAACCGGAGAAAAUGCCUGCUACAGAAAGCGAAGCCUUGCGUAACGGAUGGAACUUGUGUCGAUAUAUACUGGAUCAAUUCUGGAAGAGGUGGAUAAGGGAAUAUCUGCCGAUUUUGACACGGCGUACCAAAUGGCACGAAGAGGUGAAACCUAUUGAAGUAGGAGAUCUGGUGUUCAUCGUAGGCGAAUCAACAAGAAAUCAAUGGCCUCGUGGCAAGGUGUUAAAGGUCAUCCAAGGAAGAGAUGGACGCAUUCGACAGGUAGACGUUCAGACCAACACAGGGGUUCUACGCCGUCCAGUAGCAAAGCUCGCGAUACUUCAUGUACUUCCGGUGAGUAAUCCUGCUGAACCAGAGCAGUAUUACGAAGAGGGGAAUGUUGCGGGAGGCGUUACGACCGUUGCUGAAAUUCUUCACAGGGAUGCUGGAGAUCUGACGGAUAGCCAGUCUACAAUCGAUUGGCCGGCAUGA